CAGCUUUUUGCUCUCACUUUAAACUUGGCGUUCAACAGAGAAAAAACGGCUCUACGCAUUGCUUCGUGCCGAAGCUUGCUCUCCCACCCAGGCCCAGUAGAAUUUCGGCGUCCGUUCCCCCACGGAAUUCUAGGAAUUCCAGAAAUCUCAGGUAUUCGCCAGCUGAAGCAUCAUCCAGAGAACCAAACAAUAAGCUCAACCACCCGCCGCUGCCGCCAUCAUGUCGUCCACAUCGGCUCUCAAGUUGUUCGUCUAUGCCCUGGACAUAGUUUGCGCGCUGCUGGCCCUGGUGCUGAUAUCUUUUGGCAUCUAUGUGGUGGUGUCCUAUGAUCUGAACGAAAUUGGAAAUCUGACGGCUUACGGAUUUAUUUUUCUGGGGGCGGUGGCCCUGGUAAUCCUAUUGUGGGGUUAUCUGUCCGCUUGGAAGGAAAAUGUUUGCUGCACUGUCACGUUCGUUGUGUUCUUGUGGCUAAUUAUUGCCUCCCAGUUUGCUGUGGUGUUUUUGCUGAUCCACAACGAAAAGUCUGUGGCCUCCAAUCUGGCCAACCCGCUGGAGGCCACUUGGGAGGAAGAGCUCAGCAGUCCCGGCGCCAUGUCCAUUUAUCAGAACUGGUUCCAAUGCUGCGGUCGUGGCAGUCCCCAGGAUUAUAUUGUCAACGAGCGACUGCCCCCAGAGACCUGUUUCCGCAACCAUGACAAGAGCAAGGCCGAGAACCUCAUCCACACUGGCUGCCGAGUGGAGUUCGAAAACUAUUGGCUGCAACUGUUGCAAAUUUUCAAUAUUCUCGGCUGUGUGCUAAUUGGCAUCGAGCUCCUGAUCAGCGUCAUCUCGAUUCGGCUGUGCAACAGCAUUCGAAACGAUCAGCGACGUUCGUAUUUCUAAGACUAUCCCGAAACCCUCAACAUUUGCCAAAUAAUUGGUUAUUUUUUAAACAAAAUUGUUAUUAUAUUAUUCAACGAGAUUCGUAAGACGCAAGCAAGCCUUAAAAAAAGCUUUUAAAACUACUGUUGAACAUAUAAAGCUGGAAAUCGGGAGAUACAAAUAGAAUGCAAUACACACACACACACACACACACUACACUGCUUAUCUAACUCACAAAAUAAUUUCAAUGCAAAUGUUAGCUGUACAUCACACUCAAUUGUUAGGCUAAGAAAUGUGAAUUAAUUUUAAUAUUAUUUAUUUGAAUAUAUUUCUAAAUAAAACAGUCAAAGAAAA
Messenger RNA from Drosophila obscura, 1216 nucleotides. Its product is annotated as 23 kDa integral membrane protein. Bases 221 to 883 code for a protein of 220 amino acids. Lineage: Eukaryota; Metazoa; Arthropoda; Insecta; Diptera; Drosophilidae. The transcript is spliced from 6 exons. Gene Ontology annotation, cellular component: membrane. The record is from RefSeq and is a predicted model, not a curated record.